AUGACUUUUGUGUCAGACAACACAUCUCAGAUAGAGUCUCUGAGGAUCUCGCUCGCCAUAGUGAAGCAUAAUGAGGGACAUGACGACCUACCUUGCUUCUUGGAUGCCAAAGCACUACAACUUGACACGGUGGCAUUCUCGAUGGUCUCCAAAAGCAUCAACAGCUUUCACAAUAUCAUCUCUCAGUUCCAAGAUGACAUCGAGAUCUCUUAUUCAGAUAGCGGCGGCUUGAACAACACCCAGCCAACCACGAAAGUGACCAGUAUGGAUCUCGGUGAAACUCAAGCAAGAACUCAAGAAUCUCGACGUCAAAUUCAGGAGCUGGGUAGCACUAAAGAGCUCUCCCAAAAUCAAUUUCCUGGCUCCCAGGAAGACUCUGAAGCGCGAGCCAAAUCACAGCAAGGUCACGGAGACCGAAACAAAUCAAGCAUCGAGAAUGGGGAAGAUCUUUCAGGGGAAGAGGACCUCUACACUGCAAGUCCGGAGAUAACCCAAACCAAGGUGCUCAGUCCUGAUUUUCAAACAUCUAAAACAAUGCCAAUGCCACUGCUUCCGCGCGGCCGUAAAGGCGUCAAGCCGAAAGCUAAACCACCUAUCGUUCUUGGACGUCAUAGCCUUGACAGUAACUUGACGACAGCGAAAUCAAAAACCCACGUUACGGGUAUCAAGGCAGCAAAAGCUGACAAUAGAAAUGGCAAAGGCAACAGCUUGUUGCAGGCGAGAACUGAAGCCAAUUCAGGAGUCAAAGAUCUUACCAGCGCCGCAUCCGCCACCCGCAAAGAGCAGAAGGAUGCAAAUGCGAAGGCUCCUUCACAAGAUUUGCGUGUUGCAAAACAGCCAAUCGUUGCUUCUGCUGCUAUCAAAGCGCGUCGCCCAGCAGCCACUAAAAAAGUUGUCAAAUCAAGCGCUGUAGGCUCGAAGACAGCUUUGGCUUCAAAUACAGUUGAUCUAGCAUAUGACUUCUCAGACAACCUGAUCCCCAGUCCAGAUGCCAACGAUGCCUCCACUCCUAAAGUAUCGAAGGCUAAAUCAAUUUCCAAACCGAUAAAUACGGUCGCUAAGCCAAUCGGAACUCAAUCGAAGUCAAAGAUUGUCAGCACAGAUGACUCCCCCGCACCGGUUCGGAAACGCUACGGUCUUCAUAAGCCAACAGGAAAUGCUUCCAAUGACACAAAUAGUAGUACCGUGGGAGUAAAGGACACAGCAGGCACGAACCCCGCGAAGCCAAAUCCAAAGUCAGAGACCAAGGCCACUAAGCCUGGCAUAUCCCACAAGGCGGAUGCUACCAAGAGACAGUCAGCCCCAGCAGCCUUGCGAGCAACGAGGCAGAGUCAACGGACGGCCGCUUCAAAGGUAAAGGAUAAGAUGCUGGGUGCCGAUGACAGUCACGACGAUCACAAGAUCGAGAAGUCUUCUCCGACCAAGCCUAAGUCGCAGGCAGUCGAAGACAAGAAGAACAGUGGCACUCAAAUACCAAACAAAUUUCCCGAGAAGAGUGCUUCUGAUCUCGAAUCGUAUUCACCAGACAGUGAUCAGGAUAUUUCCAGACUGCAAGCUGAGGAUGCCCGCUCUCUAGGAUUGGCGCCUGACAAAUCUCCACUCCUGGAACAGGACAGAGAUCUCUACGACGCGAGUCCUAGGAAUGUAGCGAAGGUUACAGACUUUGCUGCAAAGGAGCCUAAGAAAGUAAGCAUAUCUUCCAAGCCUGCUCCGAGACACUCUGGUACCGACUUGGCACACAAGUUGGGCGAGUCUUUGGGAUUUUUGGACAGUGAGCCGGAGCAAGACGAGCGUCAGCUGGCAAUUCCAACAAAGCCUACUGCCUUCUUAAAGAGCACCAUUCGACAAAAGGGUUCUCAACAGGCGCCGUCCCCUACUGGUGAGGACGAAUCAGUCCAAAAUGCCGGCGAUAAGAUCAGAGCCUACGACCAUAAGUCAGAUGAUGAAGUCCUCGCCCAGAAUCCAUUUCUCUCUGAGCAUGACGAUGCACCAUCAGCACCGAAUGCUGAUACUUCGGUCGCGAAUUCUCCGCGUUCUAUGCUUCCAGAUGAUCCAGAAACGCCACUUCCAGGAACCGAUGCUGUUCCAAAUGAUGAGUCUCCCGAGGUUCCGUACCCACCGUCUAUUCACGAAACUAUCGAGACUCAAGUGAAGACCAAAGCCUCAGCGGAAGUACUGAAUGCCAUAAAGCUGAAUUUGCCAGCACAGAUCUCAGACACGACUCCAGUUUUGCUCAAUACCGAUUUAGACAUUGUUACUGGGGAUCGGAUCAUGCUGAGUGAAGCGGUCCGCCGUGUCGAUGUUGUGACUGUUUCGAAGAAGCGGAAGCCAAGCCCCGAGGAGCCUCCUGCCACUAAGCGACGCCGAGCAGGAGAGGAUAAUACGCAAGGAGUUAAUGAGCAUAACCCGGAUAUUGUUCUUCCAAAGGCUGCUGCUGCAAAGACCACAACGAAGAAGCCCAGAAAAUCGAAGACGAGUUCAGCCUCGCCACUGCGCAGAAGUCCUCGCUUAGCAUCCAAGGCAGCACAGCAGCCAAUUGAGUCGAAGGCAGCAGGCCCUGAAGGCCCUGAAACUUCUAUAGUAGUCAAGGACCCAAAUCGCAAACCACAGGUUAUCAAUUUUGGUGGCCAAGGCCCUCGAAAUCAAGGAGUCGCAAGCGCUGCCAAGCCUCAAAACAUAACAUCAGCUCUGGACGUUCAGGUAGAAGUCAGUCCAGUCGAAGUUCACGCAGCAGAUCGGAAGCGGAAGCGUGAAAAGGCGAAUUUUGCAGAUGUUGUUAGCCCUCCAAAGAAGAAGCAAAACAGCAGUCCAGUGGCUGGGCCUAAUGACUACUAUGCAAUGGAACCGAAUAGCAGCCCUCCUCCACGGGUGGCUAAGCCAAAGCAAGGUCGUCAAAGACUAAGUUCCAGGCCAAGUUCCCAGGCUUCUCGAGUUGAUCGAAACGGCAGCCCAAUUGCUGGUGAAAGCCCGAUCGACCAUUUCCGCAAGUUGAAAGAGAGACUAUCCGAAUCCGAAGUUCAAACCGUACCCCAAGAUUCGAAGGCCAUAGCAGACGUCCAGACAGCACUUGUGGAAGAGGAAAUAACUCGACCAAGAAGGGUAUCGCAGAUAUUUGGGUCGAAGAUUACCUUGGGAGGCAAGCUGAAAGCCCGCCCAUCUUCUCCAAAAGAGCCCAAUAGUCGUUACGUUGCACACGGAGAGAUCCAUGGCGUUUACACCAAUGUUGAUACCAAACAAGUUGUCGAGGAAAAUAAAGUUUUGCCGGAUCCAUUUGUUGAGCGGAACCGAAAAGCUUCUUGCUUCAUCGAGCGGCUCCAAAGCAGCGCGUCAAAGGAAAUUCCUCAGGCAAAGAAUGCGUUCGAGUCAAGACGCCAGUCUCUUGAACUUCAAGCCGCCAAAGGUCAUCGUGCUGCUAGCAUUCGAUCGAAUGAAGCCCUAAAAUUACCAGAUCACACUCUUCAGAAACCCGUUCUAAAUAUUAACAACCAGGGACUGGGAUUUGUGAAGCAGGGAGAGAGAAAGACUAGGCCGAUUGUCUACGAGCAAUCAUCCCCAAGUGAAUUGACGAGUGGUACUUCAUAUGGAUCGCAAUCCAGCGAUGCAGCAAGAACACCACUUCAAGAGGUUGCAGCUCGAAAUGAAAUAUGGAAUCUUGCUGUUCGUCCGCAUUAUAACACGCUUGGACAAGCUAUUCAUCGGAUCGCUGAUGUAAGUAUGCUCUUGAUACCUUGA
Cadophora gregata is the source of this 3732-nucleotide messenger RNA. RefSeq lists its product as uncharacterized. The record is from RefSeq and is a predicted model, not a curated record. The transcript has a single exon. Lineage: Eukaryota; Fungi; Ascomycota; Leotiomycetes; Helotiales; Ploettnerulaceae. Bases 1 to 3732 code for a protein of 1243 amino acids.